This is a messenger RNA of Zingiber officinale, 1910 nucleotides long. Its product is annotated as cytochrome P450 704C1-like. The transcript has 6 exons. The record is from RefSeq and is a predicted model, not a curated record. Gene Ontology annotation, molecular function: heme binding; iron ion binding; monooxygenase activity. NCBI's taxonomy places the organism in Eukaryota, Viridiplantae, Streptophyta, Magnoliopsida, Zingiberales, Zingiberaceae. Bases 142 to 1743 code for a protein of 533 amino acids.
GAUGAAUACAAUAUUGUAGGCUCGGAAAGCCGACAACACCCUCGGAUUCAUCUCCCCUUUUCCAAACACAAUUUCAGAAAUUCUGCAAGAUAUCUAAAGCAACGAAGACUUGUCCAGAAAGAAACAUCCAUCCUAUUCAUUAUGCCUAUAUCCUUCCUCUUCUUCCCAAGUGAUCACAAACAGCAGCUUGCUUCUUCACCUGGAGCAAGCAUCGACUUGUUCACUGCCACUGCAACAUUAGGCCUUCUCUUUUCAGCUGUGUGUACCUUUGCGCUUCUCUUUCGAUCAAGAAGCAGCAGCAGCGACAACGAGAAGAAGAAGAAGCAAUAUGCUCCUGCAGUUGGGACAAUUCUGCAUCAGAUUGUAAACUUCCCGAGGAUUUACGACUACCACACGGAGCUCUCGCGCAAGCACAAGACCUUCAGGCUCUUGAGUCCCUUCUGCCAGUACAUCUACACCACUGAUCCUAUUGUUGUGGAGUACUUCCUCAAGACCAACUUCCAGAAUUAUGGCAAGGGGUGGAUGCACUAUGAGCUCCUGAAAGAUAUGUUUGGCAAUGGAAUUUUCGUAGUUGACGGUGAUAAGUGGCGGCACCAGAGAAAGCUUGCCAGUUAUGGGUUCUCCACAAAGGCCCUUAGAGAUUUUAGCUCUGCAAUCUUCAGGAAAAACGCAUCUAAGCUUGCUCACGUUGUUUCAUCAUAUGCCGAAAGCAAUGAGAAGUUCGAUGUUCAGCACCUACUGAUGAAGACGACGAUGGACUCGAUAUUCAGAAUCGGGUUCGGAGUGGAGUUGAAUUGCUUGGACGACUCUGGUCAGUCUCAAGGGGGGAACGAGUUCGCAAAGUCGUUCGAUGCUGCCAACGAGCUGCUCAUUUUGCGAUACAUAAACCCGCUGUGGAAGGCCAUGAGGUGCCUGAACAUUGGAUCUGAAGCAAAACUCAGAGACAAAAUCAAGCUUGUCAAUGAGUUUGUGUACCGAUUGAUCAGUAUCAGGAUUGAACAGGCUUCAGAAACAGGAAAUGAACAAAACGAAGACAUCCUAUCGAGAUUUCUCGACGAGCGAAAAAAGGAUCCACAAAGCAUCAGCCUUGAGUACCUGAGGGACAUAAUAAUAAACUUUGUGCUCGCUGGGAAAGAUAGCACAGCAGGCACACUGGCAUGGUUCUUCUACUUGAUUUGCAAGAACCCUCGUGUUCAAGAGAAGAUUCGCAAAGAAGUCAUAGAAGUGACUGAAGCCGCAGAGACUGCGGCCGCUGUGGAUGAGUUCGCGGAGACUAUAAGCGAGGAUUCACUUAACAAAAUGCAGUAUCUUCAUGCCGCGCUCACCGAAACACUUAGGCUGUUUCCUCCAGGCCCCAUUGACAGUAAGGUUUGCUUCUCGGAUGACACUCUACCUGGAGGCUACACUGUAAGGAAAGAUGAUGUUGUGUUUUAUCAGUCAUAUCCAAUGGGGAGGAUGGAGUACUUGUGGGGUGCUGAUGCUGAAGCUUUUCGCCCGGAGAGGUGGCUGAACGACGACGGCAUCUUCCAGCCGGAAAGCCCAUACAAAUUCACAGCUUUUCAAGCUGGGCCAAGGCUCUGCUUGGGGAAGGAGUUUGCCUACAGACAAAUGAAGAUAUUUGCAACAGUGUUGCUGCGAUUCUUUGAGUUCAAGCUCGGCGAUGAGGGGGAGGUUGCACGCUGGAAAGCCUCGACGACUUUGCUGAUCGACGGAGGCCUCUUCCUCGAAGUGGUUCGCAGAUGAAACAUGUGAAUUUGCGAACGAACUUGUUGGCAUCUCUACUCUUGGAAUAAGUAGUUACUUUCUCAGAACAAAGAAUCACUCCUUGAACCUAUCUAUCCAUUCCAAACACAAUUCAGUGGCAAUUGUGUGGAACAUUAUAUAUAGCAAUGAACUCAUUUUCGUCAUCA